AUGGCCUUCACGGCGGAAAAGUACGACCCGGCUGUCACAGGCUCGUGGCUCGUCUGCAACACAUGCGGCACUCAGUUCGCCACGUCUGAUGUGUCUGCCGUCAAGACAUGUCACAUCUGCGACGACCCGCGGUCCUUUGUCCCGGCGUCGGGACAGUCCUUCACCACUCACGAUCAAGUGGCCAAGAAACACCGCAACCAGUUUACGGCGUACGCCGGCGAUGAGCGCUUCGUGUCCAUCGCCACGACACCCAAGUUUGCCAUCGGACAGCGGGCCAUCCUGAUGCGCACUGGCCGAGGCAACAUCCUCUGGGACUGCUUGACGCUCCUCGACCAAGAAACCAUCAACCACAUCCACCAGCUGGGCGGUCUCAAGGCCAUUGUCAUCAGCCAUCCGCAUUACUACAGCACCCACGUCCAAUGGGGCCGGGCGUUCCGUUGCCCCGUGUACAUUGCCUCGGAGGACAAGCCCUGGACUACCAUGGACUCUGGCCACCAGGUUCUCGUCACGAAUGUCGAGACGAGCGUCUCGGACACGGACGCGGUGGCCAUCAAGCUCGGCGGCCACUUCCCCGGCUCGCUGGCCCUCUUGUUCGACGGGCGGCUCUUGAUUGCAGACACGCUCGUCACGACGCCCGCGGGCAUUGGAAAAUGGGAAGUCGACGGCACCGGCGCCGCCCGCGCGAAGCCGCCCGGCCUCAACUCCUUCUCGUUCCUCUGGAGCAUCCCAAACUACGUCCCUCUGGACGCUGACGAGUUGGCCCGCAUGUGGGCCAUCCUGAAGAGGUACCAAUUCAAGUCGACCCAUGGAGCCUUCUUGGGCAUGGACAUUGAGGACCCGUGCGUGAAGCAGAGGGUGUUGGAGAGCAUGCAGAUCCAGGCCAAGGCUAUGGGGUACGCGGAACAUGGGAUUAUGAGGGAGACGAUUUGA
Molecule: messenger RNA, 930 nt
Organism: Metarhizium album ARSEF 1941
Lineage: Eukaryota; Fungi; Ascomycota; Sordariomycetes; Hypocreales; Clavicipitaceae
Product: metallo-beta-lactamase family protein
Exons: 1
Coding region: 1-930 (309 amino acids)
Source: RefSeq, a predicted model, not a curated record